AUGUGGCUACUCCGAGUCCGGGCGGCGCUGGGAGGCCGCGGGCCUCGGCUCGGGAGACAGGUAAACUGGAAGAGCUGCCGGUGGUGUUCAGCGCUCGUUCCCAAUGAGAAGAUCCGCAACAUUGGCAUCUCCGCUCACAUUGAUUCUGGGAAAACAACGUUAACGGAGCGUGUGCUUUACUAUACUGGCAGAAUAGCCCAAAUGCAUGAGGUGAAAGGUAAAGAUGGAAUCGGUGCCGUCAUGGAUUCCAUGGAGCUGGAGCGACAGCGAGGGAUCACCAUUCAGUCUGCAGCCACCUAUACCAUGUGGAAAGAUGUGAACAUCAACAUCAUAGACACACCUGGGCAUGUGGACUUUACCAUAGAAGUAGAGAGGGCCCUGCGAGUGUUGGAUGGCGCCGUCCUGGUUCUCUGUGCCGUUGGAGGUGUCCAGUGCCAGACGAUGACAGUCAACCGUCAGAUGAAACGAUACGGUGUGCCGUUUCUCACUUUCAUUAAUAAACUGGACCGACUGGGCUCCAACCCGUCCAGAGCCCUGCAGCAACUGAGGUCUAAGUUGAAUCAUAAUGCUGCAUUUGUCCAGAUACCCAUUGGCUUGGAGGGUAAUUUUAAAGGCAUCAUAGACCUCAUUGAGGAGCGGGCCAUAUACUUUGAUGGAGACUUUGGCCAGACCAUCCGAUACACUGACAUUCCGGCGGAGUUUAGGGCAGUGGCGACUGACCACCGCCAGGAACUCAUCGAAUGUGUGGCAAAUUCAGAUGAGCAACUCGGGGAGAUGUUCUUGGAAGAAAAGGUCCCCUCUGUGACAGAUUUAAAGCUUGCAAUCCGAAGAGCUACCAUUAAUCGACUGUUUACACCUGUUUUUGUGGGAAGUGCUUUGAAGAACAAAGGGGUGCAGCCUCUUCUGGAUGGAGUCCUAGCGUAUCUCCCUGACCCAUCCGAGGUUCAGAAUUAUGCCAUUCUCAAUCAAGAGGACUCUGAUGAGAAAUCCAAAGUCUUAAUGAGCUCCAGAAGAGACAAUUCCCAACCUUUUGUUGGCUUGGCUUUUAAACUGGAGGCUGGACGAUUCGGACAACUGACUUACGUCCGGAAUUAUCAGGGUGAGCUGAAGAAAGGGGACACCAUUUACAAUACGAGGACAAAGAAGAAGGUCCGAGUGCAGCGCUUGGUCCGGAUGCAUGCAGAUAUGAUGGAGGAUGUUGAAGAAGUUUAUGCUGGAGACAUUUUUGCCUUGUUUGGCAUUGAUUGUGCAAGUGGAGACACAUUCACAAACAAAGACAAUAUGGAUCUUUCCAUGGAAUCCAUCCAUGUUCCUGAUCCUGUCAUUUCUGUUGCAAUGAAGCCUUCUAACAAGAAUGAUCUAGAGAAGUUUUCAAAAGGCAUCGCCCGAUUUACAAGGGAAGACCCUACAUUUCGGAUCCACUAUGAUCCCGAAAGCCGAGAGACGAUCGUUUCUGGAAUGGGAGAAUUACACUUGGAGAUUUAUGCUCAGAGGAUGGAGCGAGAGUACGGCUGCCCCUGUGUCACUGGAAAGCCCAAGGUCGCCUUUAGAGAAAGCAUCACUGGCCCGGUCCCGUUUGACUUUACUCAUAAGAGACAAUCUGGUGGUGCUGGCCAGUAUGGGAAGGUGAUAGGUGUCUUAGAACCUCUAGAACCCGAGGAGUACACCAAACUGCAAUUCUUGGAUAAAACUUAUGGGACAAAUAUUCCAAAGCAGUUUAUUCCUGCCAUAGAAAAGGGGUUCUUGGACGCGUGUGAGAAGGGCCCCCUCUCCGGCCACCGGAUAUCUGGAGUUCGCUUUAUAGUACAAGAUGGCGCCCACCACAUGGUGGAUUCUAACGAGAUCUCCUUCAUCCGCGCCGGGGAAGGCGCGCUCAAGCAAGCCUUGGCCAAUGCCACGCUGUGCAUCCUCGAGCCCGUGAUGGCGGUGGAGGUGGUGGCUCCUAACGAGUUCCAGGGCACGGUGAUUGCAGGGAUCAACCGCCGCCACGGAGUGAUCACGGGCCAGGACGGCGUCGAGGACUUCUUCACUUUGUACGCAGAUGUCCCUCUGAACGAGAUGUUUGGCUACGCCACCGAGCUCCGCUCCUGCACCGAGGGGAAAGGGGAGUACACGAUGGAGUACUCCAGGUACCAGCCGGCCUCGGCCACCACACAGGAAGAGCUCAUCCACAAGUACCUGGAGGUCACGGGCCAGCUCCCGGUCAAGAAGGGGAAGGCCAAGAGCUGACUUUCCCCCCCUCGAGCUGAGCAUCGGGCCUGGUUUCACUUCCUCUGCAGCCUCCAAAGUGCUUCCAAUUCGAUGGACUUGGGGUGGGGGAUAAGCCGAGGAGCCUCGCCACGGGGGGUGGGGUGGGGUGGGGGGGAUUCCCCCCUUUUUAUUCAGAAGCCACAAGAGCCAAUAUUAUGUAAAUGUCAGCCGGGGAUCGGGGUUUUAGUUUAUUGUAAAUGUCUAUUAAAAACAUGAUUAUACUGUAGCACCCAAA
Molecule: messenger RNA, 2485 nt
Organism: Gracilinanus agilis (Agile Gracile Mouse Opossum)
Lineage: Eukaryota; Metazoa; Chordata; Mammalia; Didelphimorphia; Didelphidae
Gene: GFM1
Product: G elongation factor mitochondrial 1
Exons: 18
Coding region: 1-2229 (742 amino acids)
Biological process (GO): mitochondrial translational elongation
Cellular component (GO): mitochondrion
Molecular function (GO): GTPase activity; translation elongation factor activity; GTP binding
Source: RefSeq, a predicted model, not a curated record